Messenger RNA from Suricata suricatta (meerkat), 4446 nucleotides. It is a transcript of the gene EIF1AX, whose product is annotated as eukaryotic translation initiation factor 1A X-linked. The transcript has 7 exons. Gene Ontology annotation, molecular function: translation initiation factor activity; RNA binding. The coding region runs from base 241 to 675 and encodes 144 amino acids. The record is from RefSeq and is a predicted model, not a curated record. Gene Ontology annotation, cellular component: cytoplasm. Gene Ontology annotation, biological process: translational initiation. Lineage: Eukaryota; Metazoa; Chordata; Mammalia; Carnivora; Herpestidae.
GAGGCGGGGAAAAGCGACGCAAGUAGUCGCGACGCCAUUUGCUGCGGCUUAGCGUGGGCGCAGGCGGAUCUCGGAAAAACUCGUUUGCGAGACUCUCCCGCGCACGCGACCGGGCCACGCUUGCUUGUUUGGUACCGCGUGGUUCCACGAGUCGCCCUUCGGUCACUUCGGAAGAGUCACCGCCACUACCGCCACCACCCAGAUAAGAGUCGGAAACGCCGGGAGGCCGCCGUCAGCGCCAUGCCCAAGAAUAAAGGUAAAGGAGGUAAAAAUAGACGCAGAGGUAAGAAUGAGAAUGAAUCUGAAAAAAGAGAGCUGGUGUUUAAAGAAGAUGGACAAGAAUAUGCUCAAGUAAUCAAAAUGUUGGGAAAUGGACGAUUAGAAGCCAUGUGUUUUGAUGGUGUAAAGAGGUUAUGUCACAUCAGAGGAAAACUGAGGAAAAAGGUUUGGAUAAAUACCUCAGAUAUUAUAUUGGUUGGUCUUCGAGACUACCAGGAUAAUAAAGCUGAUGUAAUUUUAAAAUACAAUGCAGAUGAAGCUAGGAGUCUGAAGGCGUAUGGCGAGCUUCCAGAGCAUGCUAAAAUCAAUGAAACUGAUACAUUUGGUCCCGGAGAUGAUGAUGAAAUUCAGUUUGAUGACAUUGGAGACGACGAUGAAGACAUUGAUGAUAUCUAAAUUGAAUUCAGCGUUUUACAUUCCAAUAUCUCUGAGGAUUGUUCCAACAAUUUGGAUUUUGGCUAUGACCUGUUAAAGAAGAUUAAAAUUUUCAUUAGCAUGAGUGCAAUUUGUUAACGCAGACUGAUUUCUUUCUAAGGUAUUUAAUUAUGAAUCUGGUAAUGCCGAAUUCUCUUAGAUGAAAUGUUAAGCCCCCUUUCUUCUUAUGAUGCAUUGGAGCUUAUAGGUAAAAGACCAUAUCUACUAUUUUUUAAAAAGAGGAGAAAAAUGCAUUACUGCCUUUCCUACUUUGACCACUUCCAGUAAGUAAAUGAAUGUUCCAAAUAAACAAUUUACCAUACAUUCAUUAUGGAUCAUCUUUAAGCCCUAAUUGACUAGCCUUUUGACUCUACAUUACUUUCUGUAUAUUCCAGUUACUUAGGUGUUCCCUUGAGAUUUUGAUACAGUUUAAAAGAGGCAGAAAUCUUGCAUUUGAAGUUAAAAACAAUAAUUAGGUCUGUUUUUCAUAUUUAUGUAGCAUGUGGCUAUUUUUCUACUAAUUUUGAUAUCACUUACAUUCUUUCAGAACCUUAUUUUGCCACUAUAAACAUACAACAAAAAAGCAUUUACAAAAUGCAGGUUUUAGAACCUGGGUUUUAAUAGCAAUUUUUAAUUUGUAAGGUUAGUAGUUACAGGAAUCGAACAGUAGGUGGCACCCAGUCAUUUUAACAUUGAAAUAUUGCUCUAUUUGUCAGGUUUUUUUUUUUUUCUUUCUAUGCUUAGGAAAUUUCCCAAACAAGAAAAGAUUCUUUUGAUCAUAUGCAUGUAUGUAGAAAUUUUUUAAAAGUGUCAUUUUAUUUCAGAAGUCAUAUACAUAUAAGCUGCAAUUUUGAGUGGUUUGUAAACACUUAAAGUAUGUAUAAAUGAAAUUUUAAUUUCCCAACAACUGUAUAAUUAAGCCUUUUUCAAACAUCCCUAACCUGGAAAAAAAAAGAAAAAAAAGAGGGAAUAACAAUUAACUGAAAAAAUGGUUUCUCAUUUCUGGAUAGAAGAGCUACAGUUAAGAAAUACAAUAAAGACAGUGUCAUGCUGCAGACUAUAUUAUACCCUUACUUUGUGUUUAGGAUGUAUUUUAUUGUGUGUAAAGAUUUGUUUUUCUUGUAUAUUGUUGGGAAUUUGGAUUUUCUCUUAUUUAGCUUUUUUGUUCUCACCUUGACUGAGAUGAAAUUAAGGGCUGGGCUAUUUAGACUUCGCUAGCCACGUUGAAAUCUUCUGCAACUUCAAAAGAAGAGAUUCAUCAUUUAGUUUGUGAAACAUUUAUUCUCCUGAUCUGCAGAGAUGUUUUCAAUAAUGAAAAGUUCUGCCAAGGGAAAUAAACCAUCAUGUGGCUUCAAAAAAUAAGCAAAUCUUCCCCAGUCAUGCUUAUUCCUAAGCAUGCGAACUCUGGAAUCGAAAUCUGAGGUACUAUAAAACAUUAUUAAAUCAAAGAAUAGAAAUGAGUGGAUAGUUGCGAUUCAUGUUUCUUAUUCUUUGGUGUUCUGAACCCUUACCCAGAUGGAAUGUGUCUGAGACCAUGGGCUUCUUUUUAUUACUUGUAAGAAACUAGCCUUGAAGAAUUGACUUUGCGAUUCUCUUCAUCAAAAUCUAAACUUCCAAAGAUGUUUAGGCCUCUGUACAAAACAGUGUUUUGCUAAAUUUGUGGUAUAUAUAGAUCCUUCUGUGUUAUUUUACCAAGAAUGUUGUAACUCUGCCUCUGUUCAUGGUAGGGAUGGUACAGCUCACAUAUUAGUUUUUCCACGUAACCUCCUCUAGCAAAUAUGGUUCAUCUAAAGUAUCUUAAAAUUACAACUAUGUUAAUUUUAGUGAUUUAUUUUUUUCCUUGCCUAGGUAGUAAUAGCUCAGUCUAGUGCCAUUGUAUCCUGGAAAAUCUCCUACCAUAAUGAUUAUAAAAUGGAUGGUAAAGUUGUAGGUCAUAUUGGUCCUAUGCAAUACUACUUGGAAGAAUUGUUUUACUAACUUGUCUUUAAGGUGAAAUUUUUAUAGAUUUACUGAUUUAUUUCAAAUGAGGAAUGGAAGUGGUCCUUAGUUGUUGUUUGGUGUUGUAUGUGUGUUGAGUUCUUUUUGUUUGGUUGUUUUUGGGAUUUUUUUGUUUGUUUUGUUUUGUUUUUGUUUUUUGGUUAAACUCCUUGAUUCCCAUAACACAAUGCUAUAGGGUAUGCCCUGAAAGAAAGUAAAAUGUUUGAAAUCAAAGAAUAAUGAUUCUCCCUGCUAAGAGGGUAUUAGAUAUUCGGUAUUACUAAUGAAUUUGAUGGGCUUGCAUUUUUCAUGCACUAUUUAUUCUACUUCCAAUUAGAGCACAAAUAAGGUAUAUUACUAAUUGGCUCAAUAACUAAACCAAGCAUUUGUGUGAAAAAAGAUAUGCCGAGAUUUAAUUGCUUGACUGUUAAUCUUUUUUGAACAUUCAGCCUCUUAAGAGGCCACCUCUUAAAGAGCCUAUAAACUAUGCAUGAUGAAAACUCUUGUAUUUUAUUAAGGAAUGGCCAUUGGUUUACUCACCACAUCUACAGAAUAAUCAUGGCUGUGAAUAUAGUUGGUUACAAAACGCCUUGUGACUUGUAGCUUUAACUUAAUCUCAUCUAUCUGUGUAAAUAUUAAAUUAUAGGAUGGUGAAUAACAUCUUUAGUAGAUAGAAACUGCUGUCAGUAUUGACUUCAGAGCAACUGAGUAAUCAAAUAGGUAAAAGCAUGUUUGAAAUAAAACUAUCUUGAUGGAUUUAUACUUUAUUUCUUUUGUUUACCGAUUUUAAAAUAUCCAGUAUUAACUAUAGCUUUAUAGUUAAAGUAUCAGGAUGAAAGUGAGGUUCUUUGUGUUACCUGUCAUAAUGAUUAAAAAGAUUUUACAUUGGUAGGAGAUGCUUAGAUCUUUAUUCUGCUUAGCAAGAAGUUUCAUUUAUACUGUUUGGACUCCCAUGAACUUUUACACACCACAUUGUGUUUUUGAUUUACCUUAGAUUACCAUUCUUUUUAUCCUUGCUUAUUUCUUCCUACUCAGAAAAUAACAAAAUUUUAAGUCUCAUUACAUAUGCGUUAAGACAUGAGCUUCUUAGGUAUAGAAUGAACCAAGGAAUUUGAAGCGUAUUGGACUGGGUCCCUCUCCCCUCUAGCCCCCCAGCUGCCAUGUACUUAGCAGGCAGUGUGAUGACGAGUGACGAGCUUGGACCUUGGGAUCAGGAGGCCUUUUCCCUACCCUCCACUUUGCCCUUUACGUGCAAGUGACCAUGGGCACCUUUUCUCACUUGGCAUUUCGAGCUCCUCACCUGUAAGAUGGGAAUGAUAAGAGUAGCACCUGCAGAAUUGGGGAGAGGGUUGGUUAUGUGUCCAUAUGUGUAAUGCAGCUAGAGCAUUACACUGUCGCCUUUCGCUUGGUAUCCAGGACCAUGUAAGACCGAAUAUGCACGUCUUUUAUAUUUUAUACUUGUCAUUUCUUUCACUUGCAGUCUUGUUACCAUCAUUUAAUUCAGCAUAAGAGUAACAGAAGUCUCUAAAUUGCUUAAAGAUGUUUUUGCAAAAUACCAACAAUUACUCUAUAUUUCUUUAUUGGAAGUUUACAACUAUUGAUAGCUCUGGUCAUAUUUCAUUCUUAAGUCUAAUAAAUUCUUUUACUAUGUAGAUUCAUGCUAGCUAAUUAGUACUGACUGAUUAAAAGGUUUACUUUCCAAUCAUUUGGAAUUAUGUAAAAAAAAUUGGACACAAACUAAUGCAGUUAGAAAAUAAAAUAUGAAAUAACUUUCAA